AUGGGUUUUGUGUGGGAUCCCGACCAAAGCGGAGAAUCAGGGUUUUCUUAUUUCGGUUUUGAACAGCCAGAAGAUAUUCCUAAAAGACAGUCAUCACCUUCCUUAACAAGUGAAACGGAUGAAAAUAGUCAGAAUUCCGGAAAUCUUGCACAAAGUGCGCAAGACGCGCCCGAAUCAAGCCAAGCAGACGACAGUCUUGGCUUGGAUGAGCAUUCUAAUGAACAACAAAGCACUGAAAGCCCUCAAACUCCAAAAACUGAAACAGAAAAUCCAGAUGAUAACAAAAGUGAGGGAGCUGAUUCAACCCAGCACAGAAAAUCGUCAGACUCUCCACGUGCAACUGAAAAUGUACCAUCUAUGAGUGUCCCUACUCUGUUUCAAGCUUCACUAAGAGCGUCCCUAGCUGCGGGAAUUCUUGUGGAAAAUCCUCCUCAGAAUGAAUUCUCUGAAAAUGCAGGUUCAUCCCAAAAAGCUGCUGGAGCAACAUAUAUAAUGGCUGGCAUUAACCCCGAUUUUGGAUUUACUGAACAACCAACUGCAAGCAAAUGUGAGGCAACACAUGUUAUGACUAGCAUUGCUCAAAAAAGUGACAUAUCUGAGCAACAAAUUACCAGUGUAUCAGAGACAACAAAUGCAAUGUCAAACCAUAUGAAUACUCAUAAUUCAAUACAACAGCAACAGCCACAACAGUUUUCCGAUUUGCAUCAGCAUGUUCUUAGACCAACUCCACUUUCUGCCAUUGAUGAAAACAAUAAUGAAAUGCCAUCAGCGUCUACAGCAGAAGAAGCUUGGAAUAUCUUGAGCAACCUUGGGCACUUGAUACAGUCCAACCAUACUGGUUUUCCUGCAUAUACCAGUUCUUGCAACCAAAGUGUCAAUGGGGAAUAUAGCUUGCCUGCUACAAAUUUCUACAGCUCAACAACAAGCACUAUGACAAGUAGAUUGAAGCCAUGUAUCCAAUCACAGCCACUUACUGGUACUCCUGGAGACACAACUUUGAAAGCUUUCCAGCCACCAGUACUUAAACCAUCUCCUGUUCAAAGCAUGUAUGCUCCAGUACCCAGCAGUACUAAAUAUGUUGGUACCCCACGCCCGGUAGAGUUAACAAGCAAAGGGCCCAAACCUCUGAAGGUUCCACAGAUGAUGGCUGGGCCAUAUUCCUAUGUUCAUGUGCCAUAUCGUCUCCAGUAUUCAGCCUCAUCUAUGCCACCACCACCGCCACAACCACCGCCACCACCAUCAAGGCCACUUCAACCGAUUCAGCCAACUAAGUCUGAUAUCUACCAGAAUGUGCGUCAGGCACUCAAAUUUGCUGAUCAGAUGCACAGUGACCUAGGAAGUGAAUCUCAAAGUACAAGUUCAGUUACACCCAUGCACAGUACCAUGGUUGACAAGAAUGGAAGCAUAAGGAACAACAUUGGUGCCUCCCCAGACUUCCCUGUUGUUCCACCCAACACUCCCACUUCUGAUUUCAAACUCCGAUAUCAAAACAUCCUGCCAGGGCCAAUGGAUCAGGAGUUUUACACUUGGUCUAAUGAAAGAGACAGCAGAGGAGAUCACAAUGCAAAAGAGAGAAAGAGAAGAGCCAGGAUAUCUGAAGCCUGUCAUGCUUUACGCCAACUUGUGCCUGGUUUGAGUGACAAGACUGACAAAGCCACAGUGUUCGAGUUUGCAGCUCAGUACAUAAUCCACCUAAGGGAGGUUAUUGGCUCCGAGUAUGAUAAGAUGCACAGUGACCUAGGAAGUGAAUCUCAAAGUACAAGUUCAGUUACACCCAUGCACAGUACCAUGGUUGACAAGAAUGGAAGCAUAAGGAACAACAUUGGUGCCUCCCCAGACUUCCCUGUUGUUCCACCCAACACUCCCACUUCUGAUUUCAAACUCCGAUAUCAAAACAUCCUGCCAGGGCCAAUGGAUCAGGAGUUUUACACUUGGUCUAAUGAAAGAGACAGCAGAGGAGAUCACAAUGCAAAAGAGAGAAAGAGAAGAGCCAGGAUAUCUGAAGCCUGUCAUGCUUUACGCCAACUUGUGCCUGGUUUGAGUGACAAGACUGACAAAGCCACAGUGUUCGAGUUUGCAGCUCAGUACAUAAUCCACCUAAGGGAGGUUAUUGGCUCCGAGUAUGAUAAGGACUUUUUGAGGAAAUACAGCCCUUAUUAA
Messenger RNA from Lingula anatina, 2160 nucleotides. RefSeq lists its product as uncharacterized. Gene Ontology annotation, cellular component: nucleus. Lineage: Eukaryota; Metazoa; Brachiopoda; Lingulata; Lingulida; Lingulidae. The record is from RefSeq and is a predicted model, not a curated record. Gene Ontology annotation, biological process: regulation of DNA-templated transcription; spermatogenesis. Gene Ontology annotation, molecular function: protein dimerization activity; DNA-binding transcription factor activity, RNA polymerase II-specific; RNA polymerase II cis-regulatory region sequence-specific DNA binding.